AUGGAUUCCGAUCAGAACGUCGAUGUUUCUCUUAUCAUAUCCCAGUAUCCCUUUAUCGGCUUUCGCGACUUUCGCGCCCUGCUGCGGACAGGUGAUCAUGCCGACUGUACCAUAGUCUGCAGCGGCGAAGAAAUUCGCGCCCACAAAGUGCUGCUCAUCAAUCAUUCCCAAUACUUUGUAAAGCUCUUUGCGAGCAACUGGAAGGAGAAUCAGGAGAACCGCGUCGAGUUCGCCGACGUUGACCCUGCGGAAAUGAAGUUACUUCUCGACCUAUUCUACAGCGGCGGCGGUACUUGGCAAUACCCUAGCAGAGACAUAGCCAUGAAUGUUCGACUCUGGAUCCUGGCCGACCGGUUCCUGGUCGACAUGGCUCAGCAAAUUAUCGCGGCGCAUCUGAACGAUCUUCUAAUGGACAACGAGGAGAAGCCCAAUGCGUCCGAUCCCGAGAUUCUGGACAUGGUUUUCUCACAUCCGGUUUGCGCAAAUUCAAUCAUAGGGUUCAUUUUCUCAGAGGCCGCAUGCUUCGUCGACCAGUACCUCUACUCUGAUCGGGUAUACUCCGACAAGAUUCGCGCUCUCCAAAGCAAACACAGCAUGCUUGGACAGACUAUGUACGAGUGGUGUAAAAUCUACGCUUCAUGCGCAAGUGAAAUCGAGUCUGAUGAUGAGAAUGUCCCAGACACACGUCUAGUGCGACAACGUACUCUCGACGCGAGACUUUUCGGCCCUCAUGGUCGCUACCCCGAAGAAACCACCAUCAUGGAGGGAUUGAUUGAGAGCAUGGGUCAUCAGACUUCACCAGUUGUGAUGGGAAAGCUCCGCAGACUCCCCAAAUGUUUUUAG
Colletotrichum karsti is the source of this 843-nucleotide messenger RNA. RefSeq names its product BTB/POZ domain-containing protein. The record is from RefSeq and is a predicted model, not a curated record. Gene Ontology annotation, biological process: proteasome-mediated ubiquitin-dependent protein catabolic process; regulation of proteolysis. The coding region runs from base 1 to 843 and encodes 280 amino acids. Gene Ontology annotation, molecular function: ubiquitin protein ligase binding. The transcript is spliced from 4 exons. NCBI's taxonomy places the organism in Eukaryota, Fungi, Ascomycota, Sordariomycetes, Glomerellales, Glomerellaceae. Gene Ontology annotation, cellular component: cytoplasm.